This is a messenger RNA of Castor canadensis (American beaver), 1700 nucleotides long. The record is from RefSeq and is a predicted model, not a curated record. Lineage: Eukaryota; Metazoa; Chordata; Mammalia; Rodentia; Castoridae.
AUUACUGUGCUUUUUAUCUGUUGUAACACAAGCCAAAUUAUCUUCAUUUUUCACUAUCUUACCCAUCUAAAAGAUAUCAUAAGCAAAGACUGGAAGUGAGCACUGCAAAAUGAAGAAGGCUUUAUUUGUUGGAGGUUCCAAGUCCCAUGGAAUCUCCUUCUCUAAUGACAUGUCAACCCAUAAUUUAUACCCAAGAAGGCUUAAAGACCAGCAAUCUUUCCAUUCUACCUCAAGGACAUCAGGAAGAUGUAGAUUCCUUCAUGAAACAGCCUGGGAAUGAGACUGCAGACACAGUACUAAAGAAGCUGGAUGAACAGUAUCAGAAGUAUAAGUUUAUGGAACUCAACCUUGCACAAAAGAAAAGGAGGCUGAAAAGUCAGAUUCCUGAAAUUAAGCAGACUUUGGAAAUUCUAAAAUAUAUGCAGAAGAAAAAAGAGUCCACCAAUUCAAUGGAGACCAGAUUCUUACUGGCAGAUAACCUGUACUGUAAAGCUUCGGUUCCUCCUACUGAUAAAGUGUGCCUAUGGUUGGGGGCUAACGUAAUGCUUGAAUAUGAUAUUGAUGAAGCUCAGGCAUUGUUGGAAAAGAAUUUAUCUACUGCCACAAAGAAUCUUGAUUCUCUUGAGGAAGACCUUGACUUUCUUCGAGAUCAAUUUACUACUACAGAAGUCAAUAUGGCCAGGGUUUAUAAUUGGGAUGUAAAAAGAAGAAACAAAGAUGAUUCUACCAAGAACAAAGCAUAAUGCUGACAAUUAAAAGUGUGGUUCAGUUUUCCAAACAUGUUAUUUUAUGUACCCCAGCAUUUAUCCUUAAAGAUUGUCAUUACUUUGAUUUUUAACAGCAAGAAUGAUUAAAACUUUAAAAAUGAUAAAUAUUUUAUUCAUUUAUAAAAACACAAUUUGUUUCAAUAUGAAAUUAACAGUAUUUUUUUCAUACUUCCCAGCAAAAUUAAUGUUACUGUCAUUAUUUUUUUGUCUGUCAUAAGAUAAUUCUUAACUGAAAUGGCCGAAAACUGUGAGGUAUGCUAUGGAGACUGAAUGCUGGGCAGUUAGUUUACUUUUUCUUUAUUCAUUGCUGUGACUUUCAUUUGAUACAGUAAGCUAUUUUAGCAAUAGGAAAGACAGACAGUUUCAAUAUUUGUAAACUUGUUUUUCUUUAGUACUUACAGGACAUUAUAUUCUUUGUUGUUGUUUUCUGUAUAUGGGGUUUCAUUAAUUUUACUGGUCAGCCAAUACCUAUUAGGAUAAUCUGCACUUUCCAGAAAAUAGUAAUUUGCCUUCCUCCAUAGUAAGAGGUCUACUGAGACAAUACUUUUAACUCCAAAUAAGUGCAUAGUGUCUUUGCAAUGCCAGUAUAAGGGAGACCUUGGCCAAUGUGCGGUAAUAUUUCCCAUUCGAAAUCCUCAGCUAAGGUGAUUUUAUAUUUCUUACUAGUUCUCCAAACAUCUUGAACAGGAGUAUUAAGAUAAAUGUAACUCUGCAGUGGUUAAAAAGAAUUGUGGGCCUUUUUAUUCAUGAUAAAACUUGUUAGAAAUAAAAAAAAAUCUCUGUGGAAAGCCACUGAUAACUGUGGCAAAAGUACUGAGUGGUAUAGAUUCUGAUAAAAUUCAAAUGUGUUAGUCCAUCUCCAUGUAGUAAAAAGUAAACUAGUACAAUGUUUUGUACUUGUAUUUAACUAACAUUAUUAAAACAGUGAUGUUG